This is a messenger RNA of Penaeus indicus, 5949 nucleotides long. RefSeq lists its product as uncharacterized. The record is from RefSeq and is a predicted model, not a curated record. NCBI's taxonomy places the organism in Eukaryota, Metazoa, Arthropoda, Malacostraca, Decapoda, Penaeidae. The transcript is spliced from 37 exons. Bases 208 to 5865 code for a protein of 1885 amino acids.
ACAGGGACGUAGUCGGAGAUCCUCUUGGUUUCAAACGCAGAACCUCGGGGAGAAUGGUCUGACGUCUACUCCGAAGUUAAUAAGUAAAAGUCUGUGAUCAGUGGUGAACCCGAUGAGUUGCUAUUCAUGAGAGGGAUACACUUAUAGCUGAAGGAAGAAGUAGAAGCGAGUGAAGGAAGAACAGCAGCCAGAGAAGAAGAAGGAAAGAUGAGAACCCGACUAAAGAUUUCGGGUUUGGUGAAAGUGAUGAUGGUGGCAACACUGGCCGCUCUGCCCAGCCUGAGUUCGGCCCAGUGCUUCGGCGGGACAAUCACCAUGGAGAAGACAGUCGGCGUGGACUUCAACGAAAAUUCUCAGCCCCUUUUGGCUAAGCAAGACGCGGCUGUGACGAGCGAAUGCACGAGCAUCUGCAAAGGCACGCCGGGUUGCAAUGCGUUUACUAUCGAUUACAGCACCUCGAGUUGCAAAUCGUACGACAGGACUUCGAAGGACAGGCGUCGAUCGCUCAUUCCCAAGCAAGGAUUCAACUUCUUCGAGAAAGUGUGUCUUCGUGGAGUCGACUACAAUCAGCUGUGCGGCCAAGAGAGACUGUGGGCCUUCGAGCGCGUGUUAGAUGCCUACCUGGAUGGUUUCGAUAACAAGACCAUUCCCAAUGUCGAUAGUAGGGCUGAUUGCAUGAAGUUCUGCCUGGUUGAGACGGAGUUCACUUGCAGAUCCGCCGAAUAUGACAAGAUCAGGAAACUCUGCCAGCUGAGCAAAGAGGACAGACGGACCCGACCUACCGAUUUCAUUUCUGCGCCAGGAUCCGCCGUCGACUAUUUGGAGAACCAGUGUGUUCGAUCUCUCCCCGACUGCCGCUACGACGUGCAAAAUGACGUGAUGGUGAUUUCGAUGGACUCGCUGGAAUUCGCGAACGUUCAGAACGACUGCCAGAGCCUUUGUGACAAGACGAGGUUCAUGACGUGUCGGUCGUAUACGUUCGAUUCUAGGGAGAAGAGGUGUUAUCUCUCUGGCGAUGAUUCAGUGUCUCUCAACAAGACUGUUUUGCCCAUCAAGGCGGGAGUUGUGACAGGAGAGAAGCAGUGUACAGUCAGUCAGUGCGAGCGCGACCAGGGCACGAUCAUCUACGAGAAAAUCACAGGUCAGACCGUGAGGACAGCGAGGGAAUCACUCUAUAACCUCGACGCUUCUCCAGGAGGCAUUUCAGAGAAAUGCGCACGGCAAUGCAUGGACGACUCAGGCGAGUGCCCUGCCUUUGCCGUCGACUACAUCAACACCCGCUGCUUCAAACUCGACCGUAACACUCAAGGACGAAUUCAAGAUAUUGUCGAGUCCCCGGGGAAGAGUUACUUUGAGAAGACCUGCGUCAGAGCGACCUUGCCCGCCCAGUGUCGAGGGAGCACGUGGCACUUCGAGCGCGUGAUUGGGAAAGAACUACGUGGAUUGGACGACCAGGUUUACAAUCUCGUCCAGAGUCGUAGGGAUUGUAUCGAGCGCUGCCUGCAAGAGACCGCCUUCCAGUGCCGAUCCGCGGAGUACGAUAACACGGAACUCACCUGUCGUCUGAGCAGGAGGGACAGGAGGUCGUCUCCACUAGACUUCGUGGAUUCUGUGUCGCCGACGGUGGAGUACCUCGAGAACCAGUGCGUCCCUGCGGAUGAUACCUGUCCAUACCAACGCUCCGAGAGUGCCUACCCGACGUACCUGGAUGUCACUGUUGAGAAUGUAGUGUCGGAGUUACAGUGCCAGAGAGAAUGUACUAAUUACAGAUCUUUCAACUGCCGCUCCCUCGCCUUCAGACCAACUGGAUCUCAGUGCUUCCUGUCUGGAGAUGAUACAAUUUCCGGCGGAGGGGAAGAUGCCAAACAGAACCGUCCGGGCACCAUCUACUUCGAGAGAGACUGCCUUGGCGGAGGAAGUGGUGGAGGAGGAGGAGGAACUGGAGGCGGCGGCGGGGGAAUUGGAGGCGGCGGUGGAGGAAUCGGAGGCGGUGGUGGAGGAAUCGGAGGCGGCGGUGGAGGAAUCGGAGGCGGCGGUGGAGGAAUCGGAGGCGGUGGAGGAGGAAUCGGAGGCGGUGGAGGAACUGGAGGCGGCGGGGGAAUUGGAGGCGGUGGAGGAGGAAUUGGAGGCGGCGGCGGGGGAAUUGGAGGCGGCGGAGGAGGAAUCGGAGGCGGCGGAGGAGGAAAUGGAAUCGGAGGAGGUAGUGGUGGUGGCUCCGGUAUUGGCGGAGAUCGCUGUUCCCUCGGCGGACUCACCUACGAGAAAAUCACCGGCUACGAGCUCUCCGGAGUGAGGUCGGAGCUCCUGACUUCUAGUGGGACGCCAGGCAUCACCGCGGAGUGCGCCCGCCUCUGCGCCAACACGGAGAACUGCAUGGCUUUCAACCUCGACUACAACAGGAUAGAGUGCUAUUCCUUGGACACACCGGCCGCUGAAGCUCCUAUUAAUCUCAGAACCUCUAGCGGCGUCGCCUACUUCGAGGGAGUGUGUUUGAGGAGUGGCGGAUGUGGCCUUCGCUGGACCUACGAGAGAGUGCCAAACUACGAGCUACGGGGCCAGGAGAGGGACACCUACAGUGGCAUCAGCAAAUCCGAGUGCAUGGAGAAGUGCUUGGAUGAGCGCCGCUUCGUCUGCCGAUCUGCCAGCUACGAGUACGCGAGACGGCUGUGUCGGGUGUCGGAUCAGAACCGGUUCUCUGCCCCGGCGUCGUUCCAGGCGGCCCCCAACGUGGAUUAUAUGGAGAACCAGUGCGCGCCAAAGCCGACCGGAUGCCGCUACACGAACGACCAGCGGGACCGUUUCCUGAUCUACACGACCAAAACAGUGACGGCUUUCAGUAAUGACGAGUGUAUGCGUGCGUGCGACAACGAAAAUGAAUUCAACUGUCGUGCCUAUUCGUUCAUGAGUGCGGCUGGUACUCCCCGUGACCAGUGUUACCUGAGCGGAGACACAGGUACCAACGCUGGCAACAAUGCAUUCCAGUUCAGGUCAGGUGCAAUGUUUGCCGAGAGGGAAUGCACUGACUAUGCAGGCACUGGAGGCACUGGCACUGGAGGUUCUACUGGCGGAGGAUUCGGCGGAGGUUCAGGAGGUUUUGGUGGAGGAAGUGGAGGAGGAGGAGGAGGUGGAGGCACAGGAGGAGGAGGCUUUGGCGGAGGCACAGGAGGAGGAGGUUUUGGCGGAGGAAGUGGAGGAGGAGGAGGAGGUUUUGGAGGAGGCUCAGGAGGCUUUGGCGGAGGUUCUGGAGGAGGAGGAGGAGGAGGUUUCGGCGGAGGAUCAGGAGGAAAUGGAGGCUUCGGUGGAGGAACUGGAGGAGGCUUCGGUGGAGGAAGUGGAGGAACUGGAGGAGGCUUCGGUGGAGGAACUGGAGGAACUGGAGGAGGCUUCGGUGGAGGAAGUGGAGGAACUGGAGGAGGCUUCGGUGGAGGAAGUGGAGGAGGCUUCGGUGGAGGAACUGGAGGAGGCUUCGGUGGAGGAAGUGGAGGAGGCUUCGGUGGAUCAGGCGGAGGAGGCUUCGGAGGAGGCUCCACCGGCAGUGCAGUGUUGAAUUGCCGGUUCUCGACGACUUACGAUAAGGUGAUGGGAGUCGAUCUACGUGGCGCCAGAGAGGAGAUUCGAGCACGUGAUCAGCUGGGCAUCACAGUCGACUGUCUGAAGGAGUGCGACCGGCGGAGGGACAGGUGUCUGGCGGUUACUCUCGAGACGUCGCCCUCGACUGCGCAGAGGUGUUACGCCCUCGAACGCGCCGCUGGUUCCGACCCGGGCGUGCUGACUUCUGCCCCCGAGGUUUCUUACUUCGAGAAGGUCUGCAUUCCGGAAACUACUUGCGGAAAAGCCUGGACAUUUGUUCGUGUGAUUGGCCAUGACUUACGCGUCAAUGGUCGAAUCCUGAACAACGUGCCAACGCGAGAGGAGUGCCAAGCCGAGUGCCUCCGUGCCUCUGACAUCCCUUGCAGAUCUGCGGUGUACGACUUGCGCCAACGUACCUGUAAGCUGAUGGCCGAAACUAGGAGAACGGAUCCGGACAAGUUCGGCUUCAAGUCACGUGAUCUCGAAUUCCUGGAGAACCAGUGCGCCCCCGACCCGCCCAACUGCGACUACGCCAACUACGAGGGCCGAUUCCUACCUUACUUCGAUCGCUUCUUCACCAACGUGUUCGACCCGGCGGAGUGCAAACAGUACUGCGACAGCGAGAGGGACUUCGCCUGCAGGAGUUUCAAUUUCCAGUCUUUCAGAAGAGAAUGUUCACUAAGUUCAGACGACACGUUCACCGUCGGAGGCCAGAAUGCAUUGCAGGUCGAGAGGGAUUACUUCUACUCGGAGAAAGCUGCGUGCAAGACAGUGAAAGUCGACUGCACGCCCACGGAUAUGGUAGUGACUUUCAGCUUCGGCACGGCUUUCGAAGGACGCAUUUACGCCACGGGGAAUGCGCAGGCGUGCUUCGAGAUGGGAAAUCGUCAGACGCAGGUCUUCUUGAGGUUGCCGCUGGGUGCUACUUGUGGAACGCAGGAGGAGGCUCCGGGCAAAUUCGUGAACACGGUGGUGGUUCAACAACACCCUCUCAUCAUGCAAGAAUCGGACAGGACGGUCAGAGUGGAGUGUUCUUUCGAGGCAGGAGACCAGACCGUGAGCUUCGCCCCCCAGGCAGGUGCGGGCAGGACAGGAGGAGGCAUUGAUAUCAACGCCGGUUUCAGACCCGUGGGCGACACCGACAUCAUCAGCAACACCGCCCCCACGCCCACCGUCCGCAUGCGCAUCUACAAGGCCACGGGACAGGAGGCGAACAACGUUGACCUCGGCGAACUCCUGACGCUGAAGAUCGAGAUGGAACAGACCUCCGCCUUCGCCAUCUUCGCCAGGAAUCUUGAGGCCAGGACGGAUAACGGGGAGAUUAUGACCCUUAUUGACAACAUUGGGUGUCCCCGCUACCCCAGCAUCUUCCCAGAACUGCAGGUGGAGGAGCGAACCAAGAGUCUUUUCGGCAACUUCAAGGCCUUCCGGUUCCCGUCCACCGCCAGAGUCAACUUCGUGGCCACCAUCCGGUUCUGCCAGGAACGUUGCGAACCGGUGUCAUGCGGCGCCGGAGUAGUGUCCUACGGCCGCCGCCGCCGCCGGGCAGCGAACUCGACCCUCUACGACGCCGAGUCCAAGGCCUUCCACGAGGACGACCUCGAGGACGACGAGAUGAUCCUCGAGCUGGAGACGGCGGGAUCGACGACCGAGGACGCGUUCACCCUCAGCGUCACUUCCGGAGGCCCACUCGACUCGACGCUCCUCGAGAAUCUGCUCGAUACGACGCGAACCACCAAGCGCUCCACCUCCAGCAGCACUCGCACCUCCAGGAGUACGUCGCCCUCCACUUCGGUUUCCUCUUCCACCUCCACCUCCACUCAGAGGUCGGAUGUGGAUGAGGAUGAGGAGGUGGAGGAGGAGGAGGUGCCCGAGGACAUCCCUGUGGCUCUGUCGCUGGUCGUCGGCGAAGAUACGAUGCCCGAAGGUUGGGACAAACACGAUCGGUAUCGCUAUCGUGACGAGACAUAUGUUGCAGACGACUACGUAUGCACUCCGACCUCCACCGUGAUCGCUGCCGUACUGACGCUGUUGGUGCUCCUGUGUGCUAUAUCCGCCGGUUUCUUUUUCUUUUACCGGUCGAAAAAGCGCCAUUGGCAGAAAAUGGGAAGCUGUGAACCUUUCCCUAUUCCACCACAGCCAAAGAGCCAGUUCUACAACAGCCCAGAAGUCAUGUUCCGAGCUGCAUACGGAGGUUUUCCCGGCCAGUCCAACAUGGCAUCCAACAUGGCGGCUUUUGGCACUCCUCAGGCACUCUCUCCUAUGCACGAGGAAUCACCACAGUACAAGGAAUAAACUAGCCCACGAGCCUCUAUCUUGAGAGUGUGAGAGAUAUAAAAAAAAGUGAAAUAUAUAUGUAUAGCUGAGGUUAUAUGUAUA